CGACAUCAGUGACUUGCAUACAUACAAUAUGCCGGAGCAGCAAUCGCGUCAACGUCGCCGCAAAGUGACAUUGGCAUGUGACCCUUGUCGGGAACGCAAGUCUCGCUGCGACGGGAUCAAGCCGAUCUGCUCCACAUGUCGACGUCGGGCGCUGGGAAUUGAACAGUGCGUCUACAGGGCGGGGAAUGCCCGUACAGAAUGCAGCGACGAUUACACAAGAGCUCUCCACGAUCGGAUCCGCUAUCUGGAGCGUCAGCUGGAAGAAGCUUCAGCGUUGAAUGGCCCAAUCCCAGGCGCUAUUCCAGAUGGAGCCAGCAAUAGACGAGCAUGGCCAGAAAGCACAUCAGACACAGAGAGCCAAGUUGAGUUGGAUGCUCUCGUCAUGGGCAUAUCUCAUGCCCAAAUACUCACCCCGUUGUCAUCCGUUGCAACGGAAAGCAUUGAGAAUUCCAGCCAUGCAAGACGCGUCACCGCCAUGGGCACAACCACGUCCGAGGAGGACCUUGGACAUUAUCGUGACGCACGCGAGGGUUUCUACGGUUCUUCUUCGGCUGCUUCAUUCUUGAAGGAGACUUGUGGAACAGCAAUACCCUCCUCAAAUCACCAGGCGAACCCUCAAACUUGUACUUCACAGCCUACACCUCUUUUUGGCGAUGUCGACAAGUUUGCUCUUCCUCCACGCCGCCUCGCAGAUCACCUUGUAGAGAGAUACUUCGAGCGCAUCUACUGGAUCUACCCCGUGUUUGAUAAGCAAGCUUUUGAGCAUGGCUACAACUCGCUUUGGUUGCCGAGCGGGCAAACUGCAUGUCCAGGCGAGUACCGGAACCUAGGGUUAGGUGAAGAUGCCACCACUGUUGCUUUUUUCUCUUCUCUGAACGCUAUCUUUGCGUUAGGGUGCAUCUUCUCAAACCUUUCCACGGCAGCCAAGACGAAGGCUUAUGAAGUCUUCUUCAGCCGAGCCAAGGAUAAGGUUAACCUUGAACUCCUGGACAUAAAUGAUCUGAGCGUAGUGCAGACUCUUGUGCUGGUUGCUUUGGUCCUUCAAGGUACUUCAUUCCCAGAUCGCUGCUGGAAUACUACAGGGUUAGCUUGUCGAGUGGCGCAGGGUUUGGGCCUGCAUAGUUUACCGCCGUAUAACCAGCAAGAGUCGCGAGUACAGCGCAUCAGACGGCGGACAUGGCACGGCUGUAUUGUGCUAGAUACGCUGGUUAGCAUGACUUUCGGUCGACCGACGAUGAUCACCAAUAUCUCUACCCUUGUUUUGCCAGAAAGGACUGUCCAUAACUUUCAAAACACAGAGGAUAUUGAGCAGGUCAAAUUGCAGUUUCAGAUCGAGACCGUUCGUCUGAGCAUCAUUCUAGAUAGUAUGCUGUCAACAGUGUACAGGCCUUGGCAAUACAAACUGCCUCACGACGAUCAUGGUGCUGUUUCUCACACAGAUAGCAAUGGUCAGAGCAUGGACGUCUUUGCCGAGCUACAAGGGAAGCUUCGGGUUUUCGAGCUUGGACUCCCAAGCUUUCUCUCCUGGCAUGAACCUAUAGCUAGAGAGACAAUUCCACCACACGAGUUUACGGUUCUCGCUAUUCAAAGAAAUGUGUUGCAGUCACGCUUUACUUAUCUACAGGUGAUGCUGUACCGCCCAAUUUUAAGUCAGCUCCUAGCUCUGAAUACUUCUCGGGACGCCAGUGAUGACUUACACUCAUCCUUCAAGCAUGAUGGCGCUAGAGCAUGUGUACGCUCUUCAAUCCAGCUCAUCAAUCUCGUGCACGGAACCUUUCGUACAGAAACCGCCGAAGCAUGGUGGUGGAACAGCUUAUAUACUUGCACGGCCAGCCUAGUGCUUAUGACAUGCCGUCUCUGUCCCUCCUUAUGGGCCACACUGGAUCAAUCGAGCGUAAUUGAGGCAUCGAACAAAUGCCACUCAGUCUUGGAGGUCAUCUCUUCGUUCAGCUUGUCCAUUCGCAAAUCCUUCAAUCUACUUACCAAGAUGCACCAAACUAUUACAGGAAGGCAACAAGUGGAAGACGAAUCGACCGCAUACUCGCAAGAAAACCAAAGGCAUGGGCUGCUGGAUAUACUCUUGGAAGGUGAUUUAUCUCUGCAGAACGCUUUGACAACAUGUUUCCCCCUUGAUCCUGAUGCGAUCGUCUUUCCAUAUUGGGAGGCAGCGAACUUGGGGGGAUAGCUGAAGAGAAGUAGACUUCUCGGUUCAUUCUACACAUCGCUGGCUUCGUUAUUUGUGCAUCCGUGGUUAAUCACUUUCUCCAAGCGUCCAUGAUAGCAACAUUGAGAACUAUAUUUGUAUGCAGAACCAACCCUAGCGCCUAUUACAUAACAAGCAACGUAUUCAAGGUACU
This is a messenger RNA of Fusarium oxysporum Fo47, 2357 nucleotides long. Its product is annotated as transcription factor domain-containing protein. Gene Ontology annotation, biological process: positive regulation of transcription from RNA polymerase II promoter by galactose; DNA-templated transcription. Gene Ontology annotation, molecular function: zinc ion binding; DNA-binding transcription factor activity, RNA polymerase II-specific; RNA polymerase II cis-regulatory region sequence-specific DNA binding. Lineage: Eukaryota; Fungi; Ascomycota; Sordariomycetes; Hypocreales; Nectriaceae. The record is from RefSeq and is a predicted model, not a curated record. Gene Ontology annotation, cellular component: nucleus. The transcript has 6 exons. The coding region runs from base 29 to 2185 and encodes 718 amino acids.